CCACACUAUAGCCUCCGCAGCCUCCGGUACAGCAACCUCAAGAGGCUUAAACCCACAAGCUCAUCGUACCUGGUGGUGACCGCCGACCACGGCAUUUUCCUCAUCCUCCUCCCCCAGCAAGAUGCUUCCUCUGCGGGCAGUGCCGGGCCAGUUUGGGCCUGAGGUGCGUGAUCCGGGCCUGCGGGCGUGGAGGGUGGAGAAGAUGAAGGCUGUGCCUCUGGAGCAGGAGAGACUGGGGGUCUUCUUUAACGGAGAUGCCUACCUGGUCCUCAGCAACCGUGGAGAGGAAGGGGCUGACCUGCACAUGUGGAUGGGAGAGAAGUCUUCUCGAGAUGAGCAGGGGGCGUGUGCCAUGCUGGCCAUCCAGCUGGACCACUUCCUGGGUGGGCACCCCGUCCAGCAUCGCCAGGUCCAGGGCUACGAGACGCCAGAGUUCAUGAGCCUCUUCCCCACAGGCAUCAGCUACAAGGAGGGGGGAGUGGAGUCGGGGUUCAGGAGGGCGUCCAUCAGCUCCGGGCCGGUCCACCACCUCUACCAGGUCAAAGGGAAACGCAACGUCCGAGCCAAGGAGGUGGAGCUCAGCUGGAGGAGCUUCAACAAGGGAGACUGCUUCGUCUUAGACCUGGGGGAGACCAUUGUGUCAUGGAGUGGAUCGAAGGCCAACAUGUUUGAGCGCCAGAAAGUCCACGAGAUCGCUGCGCUCAUCCGCGACACGGAGAGGAACGGCAAGGCCCAAAUCCUGGACGCCCGAGAGGGAGAGGAGCCACUGGAGAUGGUACAGGUUCUUGGACCAAUCCCACGCCUCAGGGACGGCACGCCGGAGGAUGACACCCAAUCAGAUGUACUGAACUCCGUCACCUUAUACAAGGUGUCUGAUGCCACAGGAUCCAUGGCACUGAGCAUAGUAUCAGACAGAAGCCCAUUUAGUCAGGCGCUCCUGGAGAGGGAGGACUGCUUCAUAUUGGACAAUGGCUACAACGGCAAAAUAUAUGUGUGGAGAGGGCACGGAGCCAACGCGGACGAGAGGAUGAUGUCCCUAAAACUAGCCGACCAGUUCAUCCAGAGGAUGAAAUAUCCCCUGAACACCCAGGUGGAGAUUCUGCCACAGGGACGGGAGUCGGUCCUCUUUAAGCAGUUCUUCAAAAACUGGAGUUAAAUCUGUAGUCAUUUGGUUCCUCUAAUCUAGAGGAAGAUGCAUGGCCACAUACUAAUGAACACAACCCUGCACAUACUCACAUGCACACACACCCGUCUACCAACAUGCACGCACACACACCCGUCUGCCCAUAUAUGUAAGUACACACGUGCACACAUACACACGCACACACGCACACGCACACACACACACACACACGCCCACACACACACACGAUUACCAAGCUUCCAUGCUGAUACGCAAUAUUAGGCACAACAUCAACUAACUCCCUGUAAUAAACCAGUCAUUGACAGAUGGGUCAUUAUACAACCAGUAGUCUUAUCAGAGCCAACAGUUAGUUGUUUAGCCUAUUAUAACAUGAAACUCCCUGAAACACUCCCAAGUUGUUUAUAUUCAUUCCACAUGCUCCUCCACAUGUACUUUACACGUUUGGUAGCACCAACGUCAGACGAAUCCCAGCUCCUCUUCUUACCUGUUUGAAAACAGAUCAAUAAUAUCAACCUUCAAUAUAGAGUAGCUUCUACCAUGUAUCCGCCAACAUAUAAUACAGCUUUUAAAAACAUAAAUAAAAAAAAAUAAAAAAAUAAAAAUUGAAAAGUAUAAAUUG
Messenger RNA from Engraulis encrasicolus (European anchovy), 1763 nucleotides. RefSeq names its product macrophage-capping protein-like. Gene Ontology annotation, biological process: central nervous system development; cell projection assembly; barbed-end actin filament capping. The record is from RefSeq and is a predicted model, not a curated record. Gene Ontology annotation, cellular component: cytoplasm; actin cytoskeleton. The coding region runs from base 122 to 1156 and encodes 344 amino acids. Gene Ontology annotation, molecular function: phosphatidylinositol-4,5-bisphosphate binding; actin filament binding. The transcript has 9 exons. NCBI's taxonomy places the organism in Eukaryota, Metazoa, Chordata, Actinopteri, Clupeiformes, Engraulidae.